UGUUCUUAUGGAGGCCAGAAAUGAUAUCAAUAUGGACAGGUCAGAUGAGAUCCUCAUGCCCGGGUUCCGGUUUCACCCGACUGAUGAAGAACUGGUCAGCUUCUACCUCAAGAGGAAGAUCCAGCAAAAGCCUAUCUCCAUUGAGCUCAUCAGGCAGCUGGACAUCUACAAAUAUGAUCCAUGGGAUCUCCCAAAGCUUGCGAGCACUGGUGAGAAAGAGUGGUACUUCUAUUGUCCGAGGGACAGGAAAUACCGCAACAGCGUGAGACCAAACAGAGUCACAGCAGCUGGGUUCUGGAAGGCCACAGGGACAGACAGGCCUAUCUACUCCUCUGAGGGUACCAAGUGCAUAGGCCUGAAGAAGUCUCUUGUGUUCUACAAAGGGAGAGCGGCAAGAGGGAUGAAAACUGACUGGAUGAUGCAUGAAUUCAGGCUCCCUUCACUUAACGAUCCCUCGCUCCCCAAGCGACCCAUUGACAAGACCAUUCCACUCAAUGACUCCUGGACUAUCUGUAGGAUCUUCAAGAAGACCAGCUCCAUGGCACAACGAGCGCUGUCGCACACCUGGGGGCCUCCACUGCCAGGUGCAACUGAGGCAGAGAUGUUCGCUGCGUUCCAGUCAGUGCAAGCUUCAGAGUUUGCUCUGGAGAGCUCCUCUUGCUCACUGCAAGCUGCACAACCUGCACCUGCAAGUCAGUUCACCAGCAGACAUGGCUUGCAAGGUCACCAGCAGAACAAGGUGAACAAUCCAUCUCUAGACGGCUCUUCUUGCAAGCUCAUCAACUUCAACUGCAGCCAGUCCCUAGAACCCCAGGAUGUCAAUGGCGGCAUCGGUAGCAGGAGCCAGGACUCAUCCACCAGGAAGCCUGGCAAUGGCUUCAGCAUGAACAGCAGUGACUGGGAAGCUGUGGGAAGGAUCAACUUCCCUUUUGAUCUGGGUGCAGAUUCUGCAGAGGACUGGAGAUGCAACAUACCCUGGGAGUCCUUCCUGAGCCCAGCUGCUGUCCAGACUGAGCUACCACACUAG
Setaria italica (foxtail millet) is the source of this 1027-nucleotide messenger RNA. Its product is annotated as protein FEZ. Gene Ontology annotation, biological process: regulation of DNA-templated transcription. Bases 8 to 1027 code for a protein of 339 amino acids. The record is from RefSeq and is a predicted model, not a curated record. The transcript has 4 exons. Lineage: Eukaryota; Viridiplantae; Streptophyta; Magnoliopsida; Poales; Poaceae. Gene Ontology annotation, molecular function: DNA binding.